CCGAAGGUUGUUUAGGAAACGUGGGUAGAUCGAACCACGACACAGGAAGAGAUACCAAUGAUUGAAGAAUGCAGAGGCUUGAAAAAAAUUGGCGAUACUCAAAACAAGAGGGCAGAGGACUCAGACACAAGCUAUGAGUUUGCCCCAGCGUUUAAGUGUGUAGAGCCGGAUAUCAGCUAUGAUCUGGCUCAACUUUCUGAGACCAUCAAGCCAGAUCUUAGCUAUGAGUUGGUUCAACUGUUUGAGACCCCCGAUUUGGACAUGGUUUGUGAGCUUGCCCAACCAUUUGAGUCUGUUGGCCCAGAUGUCGGCUACAAGCUGGCUCAUCCUUUUGAGACCGUCGAGUCGGACGUCAGCUAUGAGCUGGUGCAACUAUUUGGGACCAUCGAACAUGUUGACGAUUAUGACUUAGCUCAACUCUUUGAGGCCUCCGAACCGGGUAUCGACUAURGRCUUACCCRACUGUUGGAGACUGUCGAGCCGGACGACGGCUAUGAGCUUGCACAACUGUUUGAGACCCUCGACUCCGAUGUCGACUAUGAUCUUGCCCAACURUUGGAGACCAUCGAUACGUCCGAAAACGAUGUCGGGUAUAGUUUUAAGAGCCAAAAGCUGGUAACUAUGAAAAAUAUUGAAGAUUUCAUAAUGAAUCAAUGCACGACGRUGAGUGUUGAAGGARAAUUAGACGGGAACCUCUUGGAAGGACAAGACAAUGAGAUUCGACUUUCAUCUGACCAAGAAGGCGGAGGAAAGACCAUUGUGGAAGUUAAGUUUAUUGAGGAUGCAGACCAUCUUAAAAGCACGUCGAGAGAAUUUAAGGAACUGUCAGAACUCARGGAAGGGUUUCAAGUGAAGAAAUCCGUUAUUGACGAUAAUGAUUCGAUUAAGACUGGAAAUYGGGUCGCAAAAUUUCAGCUUGGGAUAAGAGUGCGAGGCUGGAAUGAAGACUUGCGCCUCCUUUUUCUCUUACUGAUCAUCCUWACGUCAACUUAUGCUCGUACUUUCCGUUGUYGGUGCUACGACUGCAGCUUUAAUGUCGGCAUCUUACUWAGCAUGGCUGAUCGUCUCAUUACGUUUGAUCUUUAUGGUGGCGCGAGCUCCUUGUGGGUCCGUACAAGCCUGUCCUGCGAUCUGUCAUGCGAUGUCUUUCCUAUACUCUUUCAAGCCUUACUGGUUGGGUGGAGAAUGGGUGCAAGGAGGAGAAGGAUGUUCGUAAACGGGGGAGGUAAAACUCGGAAGUUCGGAGGUCCGAUGUUCGAAGAAGGAGGUACUUUAACAUUUAUCAAACUGAUCCUGCCGACUUAGCGUAUGAGCAAAAGAAAAUUUUACUUCCACAAGUGGCGAGACAAAACCAAAGUUCGCUCGAAUCUGGCAACGUGGGAGUGGUUGAAAGGACGAGCUAGGGAUAAAAAGCGGAAAGCUAA
Messenger RNA from Chara braunii, 1424 nucleotides. NCBI's taxonomy places the organism in Eukaryota, Viridiplantae, Streptophyta, Charophyceae, Charales, Characeae. The record is from the annotation of a GenBank genome assembly.